Ailuropoda melanoleuca (giant panda) is the source of this 1925-nucleotide messenger RNA. Its product is annotated as cytochrome P450 4F3. The transcript has 12 exons. NCBI's taxonomy places the organism in Eukaryota, Metazoa, Chordata, Mammalia, Carnivora, Ursidae. The coding region runs from base 289 to 1758 and encodes 489 amino acids. Gene Ontology annotation, molecular function: heme binding; iron ion binding; oxidoreductase activity, acting on paired donors, with incorporation or reduction of molecular oxygen. The record is from RefSeq and is a predicted model, not a curated record.
GGUUCCUGCCUGGGAGCCGGGAGGGGGCCCUGCCCCAGGCAGAAGUGACGCCAGGAAUCCGGCUGGCGGGGGAUGGUGGUUUCCUUGUAGCUGGAUCUUGCGGCAACCUCCCAGUGAUUGAUGAGUUUGGGUGUUUUUUCAUAAGUUUCUCUCUGUCUCUUUCUUCUCCUUCCUCCACCCCAAUCUCUUCCUCUCACUCUGCCUCUUCCUCUGGAAUUCCCCGCGUUCACCUCCCCUCUUGGAGCCCGCAUUUGGCCAGUUCCCAGGACUCACCAUCCCUGCCCCUCCAUGUCCCUGUCCCUCCCAUCCUGCGGCCUCUCUCCCUCUGUUUGUGAGCAGUCCAGGGAUCUCACCUUUCUGCCCCAUUCCUGGGUCUCAGGAGCUCACCCUCUAUCCGCUCUGCCCAGGAUGUCACAGCUGAGCCUGUCCUGGCUGGGACUGGGGCAGCUGGCAGCCUCCCCAUGGCUGCUCCUGCUGCUGGCUGGGGCCACCUGGCUGCUGGCCCGUGUCUUGGCCUGGAGCUACAGCUUGUAUGACAACUGCUGCCGCCUCCGGUGUUUCCCGCAGCCCCCGAAGCGGAACUGGCUUUGGGGUCACGUGGGCCUGGUGAAGAGCAAUGAGGAAGGCUUGCGGAUGAUAGAGGACCUGGGCCACUGCUUCCGUGAUGUUCACCUCUGGUGGAUUGGGCCCUUCUACCCUGUACUGCGACUGGUCCACCCUACCUUUGUUGCCCCCCUGCUCCAGGCCCCAGCCACCAUCAUACCCAAGGAUAUGUUUUUCUACAACUUCCUGAAGCCCUGGCUGGGGGAUGGACUCCUGCUGAGUGCUGGUGACAAAUGGAGUCACCACCGCCGCUUGCUGACACCUGCCUUCCACUUUGAAAUCUUGAAACCCUAUGUGAAGGUUUUCAACAAAAGUGCAGGCAUCAUGCAUGCCAAGUGGCAGUGCCUGGCCUUGGAAGGCAGCGCCCAUCUAGACAUGUUUGAGCACAUCAGCCUCAUGACCCUGGACAGUCUGCAGAAAUGUGUCUUCAGUUUUGACAGCAAUUGCCAGGAGAGUCCCAGUGAAUAUAUUGCUGCCAUCUUGGAACUCAGUUCCCUCGUGGUGAAACGGCAAGAGCAGAUCUUCCUGCACAUGGACUUCCUGUACAAUCUCACCCCCGAUGGACGGCACUUCCGCAGGGCCUGCAACCUGGUGCACAACUUCACAGAUGCUGUCAUCCGGGAGCGGCGCCGUGCCCUCAUUAGUGGGGGUUCCCAUGACUUCCUCAAGGCCAAGGCAAAGGCCAAGACUAUGGACUUCAUUGAUGUGCUCCUGCUGGCCAAGGAUGAAGAUGGAAAACGGUUGUCAGACGAGGACAUCCGAGCUGAGGCUGACACCUUCAUGUUUGAGGGCCAUGACACCACAGCCAGUGGCCUCUCCUGGGUCCUGUACAACCUUGCAAAGCACCCAGAAUACCAGGAGCGCUGCCGGCAGGAGGUGCAAGAACUCCUGAGGGACCGUGAGCCUCAAGAGAUUGAAUGGGACGACUUGGCCCAGUUGCGCUUCCUGACCAUGUGCAUCAAGGAGAGUCUGCGGCUGCACCCCCCGGUUACAGUCAUUGCCCGCCACUGUACCCAGGACGUCAGGCUCCCCGAUGGCCGGGUCAUCCCUAAAGGGAACAUCUGUGUCAUCAGCAUCUUUGGGAUUCAUCACAACCCCUCUAUCUGGCCAGACCCUGAGGGUUGUCUGGGUAUCUUGAGAAACCCCAACCAGUAGCGCUGCCUCUCUCCACACCCAGGUGUACAAUCCCUUCCGCUUCGACCCAGAAACCCCCCAGAAGAGGUCUCCCCUGGCUUUUAUUCCCUUCUCUGUGGGCCCCAGGAACUGCAUUGGGCAGACAUUCGCCAUGACGGAGAUGAAGGUGGUCCUGGCGCUCACGCUGC